Messenger RNA from Papilio machaon (common yellow swallowtail), 478 nucleotides. RefSeq names its product NADH dehydrogenase [ubiquinone] 1 beta subcomplex subunit 2, mitochondrial. The transcript has 3 exons. The record is from RefSeq and is a predicted model, not a curated record. Gene Ontology annotation, cellular component: mitochondrial inner membrane. Lineage: Eukaryota; Metazoa; Arthropoda; Insecta; Lepidoptera; Papilionidae. The coding region runs from base 103 to 414 and encodes 103 amino acids.
UUUUGACAGUGACAUUUCGUUUCAACAAGAUCAGAUAUUGAAUUUAUUAUUUGAGAAAGGAUUUAAAAAUAUUGAUUAUUGCGGGCCCGAAAACCCUAGAAAAUGUUGGCACGAACAUUAGUUUCGAGGGCCCUUUUAUCUAGAUCCACAAAGGUAGCCGCCGACCAUGUUAAGCAAGCGAAGAGAAACGCAGGCCAUGGGGUUUGGACAUAUCGAGUUCCUCCACCUUUACCAUCCAAAAGAGCCAUAUAUUUAGCUGAAGGGCUUGGUGGACUCUGCUGGUUCUGGAUUCUUUAUCAUUGUGCAACAGAACCGGAACACAUUUAUGGUGAAUGGCCUUAUAUUGAUCCCAGCACUUGGACUGAUGAAGAGUUGGGUAUCCCUCCGGAUUCUGAAGGCCCAUUGAGGAAAUAAUAUGGAAAUGCCAGAAUGGGAAUAAUUGAUUAAUUUAGUAAAAUGUAGUUUAAAAUUUUUGUUA